This is a messenger RNA of Thrips palmi, 1777 nucleotides long. Its product is annotated as histone H1.03-like. The transcript is spliced from 5 exons. NCBI's taxonomy places the organism in Eukaryota, Metazoa, Arthropoda, Insecta, Thysanoptera, Thripidae. The record is from RefSeq and is a predicted model, not a curated record. Bases 582 to 1091 code for a protein of 169 amino acids.
CAGCCAGUCCAGCACGGCCACGCAGGCCCACGCAGGCGCAGCAGCCGAGCGGACUAGCGGGCCGGGCGGCACAGUGUCAACAAACAGGGCUUCCGAUACGUGGACGACGAGGGUGGCAGCACGCCGCCCGCAAGGAGCUUCCUCGAACCGCCGCAGGACACAGGGAGCAGCGCUGUCCCCGGCGGCAGCGAGCCGAGCAGACCGAGGCGGAGGCUGAAGCCAGGAGGACGACAGACGGCGCGACGAGACGACGACGUACGGACCGCAGCGAGAGAUUGUUGUCCACGCACCUCCCCGGGGACGUGAGAGGAAUUUGAGCGCAACUCGGCGUCGAGACUCAACGAAAAUGAGGUGGGCAGUGUUGGUGCUUCUGCUGGUGGCCGUGCUGGCACUGGCUGCAGCCGGGAGCUCCAAAGGGCACUCGAAGGGCAAGAAGGACUCCAAGGACCUGAAAGCAAAGGAGGGCAGAUCGUUGGACGCCAAGAAGAGCGAGUUCAAGGACGGCACGAACAAGAAAUGCCAGGGAAAGAAGUGCAGUGGCGGCGAGAAGUACGUCAAGGACAAGAACAAGAAGGCCCUGGAUGAAGCCGAGGCCGACGGGCAGACGGAGGUCCGCGGCAAGCGCGAGGCCCCCGUGCUCGCCGAGGAGGACCAAGCUGCGGAAGAAGGGCAAGAAGGUCCCCGCCGGCGGCGACGUGAAGGGCAAGCUCGGCAAGAAGGCCAGCAAGUCCAAGAAGCAGGUGGAGGCCGUCGCCGAGGAGGAGGUGGCCGCCGCGGAGGAGCCCGUCCAGGAGGAGGCCAAGCCCGCCAAGGCGUCGAAGAGCAAGAAGGUGAAGAGGAGCGCCGACGCGGCCGGGCUGGAGGCGGAGGAGGUGCCUCUGUCCGAGAAGGCGUCCAAGGGCAAGAAGAAGAAGGCAACCGAAGCGGAGCUCAACAAGAAGAAGCAGAAGGCCAAGAAGGUGCAGCCGGAGGAGCCCCAGCAAGCCGAGGACGCCGCCGACGUUGCCGACGCCGCCCCCGCGGCCGACCCCGCGGGGCCCUCUGGAGUCGCGGAGACGUGUGCCAAUGACCAGUGUGCCAACGAGGAGUAGGGCCGCCGUGCCGCGCAGCGCAGGCAGGGCUGGCGGGCAGGGCGCUCUGAAUGUCCCUCACUUAUUGCCAAUUUGAGAGGCGAGCCGUGCCGUGCCAGGCCCUAGCCCUAAUGGACCUGCUGGGCCGCGGGGCGCCACCCAGACGGACGCCCAUCGGCCCCACCCGACUCUCAAAGCUUUUCUUGUUAAUUAUCUGACAUUUCCCGUCGCCGUGGGUUGUCGCGGCGUUUCCUUAAUUUUGACGUUUACAAGGCGUGAAUGUAGAUACCUUUUUAUUUGUCCGUUGAAUCGUUGUUGUAAAUUAUUCGAAAGUUGCUCAUCUAUUUAUUGUUUUUUUUUUAAAGGCUGCAAUUGGUGUCAUUGCUAUGCUGAGUUUUUUCUAUUUCACGCUGCCAUGCUAGAAAUCUGUAGUUGUGCAAUGCCUCGCCACUGGCGAUACCGCUACAUCAGACUUCGUCUGACAAGGUCCGUCUUUUUUUUUAUCGGUGAUUUUUCGCCCCAUCAUUUCAAAGGUUUCUGUUGAGGGGGACUGAUUUGCACGUGUUGACAGUCAUAAUACGACUUGUUAUUUAUUUUGUGGUCGCGAUCAUUUUAAUUUAUACCUACUGUUAAUGUGUCUUUGUUAUCAUUGUCAUGUUUUAUCAAUGUAGUCAUUUGGUGCCAUAAUAAAGGGAGAUCUCCACAUU